AUGGUGCUCUCUUUUAUCCUUGUCCAGAAUCGCCAGGGCAAGACGCGUUUGGCAAAGUGGUAUGCGCCGUACAGUGAUGAGGAGAAGGUCAAAUUAAAGGGCGAGGUUCACCGUCUGGUCGCGCCCCGAGACCAAAAAUAUCAAUCGAACUUCGUCGAGUUCCGCCGCAGUACAAAGGUUGUCUACCGCCGAUACGCGGGGUUGUUCUUCUGCGUCUGCGUGGACGCCAACGACAACGAACUCGCCUAUUUGGAAGCGAUUCAUUUCUUCGUUGAAGUGCUGGAUCAAUUCUUCGGGAACGUUUGCGAAUUGGAUCUUGUGUUCAAUUUCUACAAGGUCUAUGCUAUUCUCGAUGAGGUCUUUCUUGCCGGAGAAAUUCAAGAGACAAGCAAGCAGGUGGUUUUGACACGACUCGAACAUUUGGAUAAGCUGGAGUGA
Molecule: messenger RNA, 438 nt
Organism: Penicillium diatomitis
Lineage: Eukaryota; Fungi; Ascomycota; Eurotiomycetes; Eurotiales; Aspergillaceae
Product: AP-2 complex subunit sigma
Exons: 5
Coding region: 1-438 (145 amino acids)
Biological process (GO): protein transport; clathrin-dependent endocytosis
Cellular component (GO): AP-2 adaptor complex; intracellular membrane-bounded organelle
Molecular function (GO): clathrin-cargo adaptor activity
Source: RefSeq, a predicted model, not a curated record